Gastrolobium bilobum is the source of this 1643-nucleotide messenger RNA. RefSeq names its product protein PAM71-homolog, chloroplastic. The transcript has 10 exons. NCBI's taxonomy places the organism in Eukaryota, Viridiplantae, Streptophyta, Magnoliopsida, Fabales, Fabaceae. Gene Ontology annotation, molecular function: calcium ion transmembrane transporter activity; manganese ion transmembrane transporter activity. The record is from RefSeq and is a predicted model, not a curated record. The coding region runs from base 144 to 1211 and encodes 355 amino acids. Gene Ontology annotation, cellular component: Golgi apparatus; chloroplast. Gene Ontology annotation, biological process: calcium ion transmembrane transport; manganese ion transmembrane transport; Golgi calcium ion homeostasis.
UACCUACACAACACAACCUUAGCUUUUGGUUUCAUUCCAAGUUUCAAACUUUCUGAAAAAUUUGAGUUUUGUUGUCAAAGAUUUGCAGUACCCACAAACCCAACUGCGCAAAAAAUGAAAUUGUAGAAGCAUAUUUGUAAAACAUGAAAGGGUUAGGUCCUCAUACACCUUUGGUUACUAGGGGGAAGCCUCCUCCUUUGUUGGCAGUUGUGGAUGCAUUACCAUUACCAUGCUGUACUUAUUCCCCUAGAACCACCAUCUUAUCCCCAUUUAGAUGCAGACAGAAAUCGAGGUUGAGCUUUGCCCGUGGUACAAUUCAAGCCCAAGCAUCUAAUGUUAGCAUUGAACCUGGAGAUUAUGGAAGCAAUAAUGAGAAAGACAGCCAGAAUGUCUUUGGAAGAAGUCCUAUCAAUGACAGUUCAUCUAAAAUUGUUCAACCUCCUAAUCGGAUACCUUAUCCUAUCUCUAUAGCUUUGGUGGUGUUUGGAUGUGCUCUUGUGUUUUCACUGAUAGCCUUUUUGAAAGGGGGACCUUCAUCAAUUCUAGCAGCAAUUGCAAAAUCAGGGUUUACUGCUGCAUUUACAUUAAUAUUUGUUUCUGAGAUUGGGGACAAGACAUUCUUUAUUGCUGCACUCUUGGCAAUGCAAUAUGAGAAGGGAUUGGUCCUAUUGGGGUCAAUGGGUGCUCUUGCACUCAUGUCAGUCCUAUCAGUUGUAAUUGGGCGAAUCUUUCAAUCAGUGCCUGCACAGUUCCAGACAACAUUGCCAAUUGGAGAAUAUGCAGCCGUAACUCUUCUUUUGUUUUUCGGCCUAAAGUCAAUAAAAGAUGCGUGGGUUCUUCCAUCCGAUGUGGCUAAGAAUGGUGAUAACAGUAGUCCUGAACUUGAUGAACUUGCUGAAGCAGAGGAGCUUGUGAAAGAAAAGAUGUCCAAACGGCUCUCAAAUCCACUUGAGAUUAUCUGGAAAUCAUUCAGCCUUGUAUUUUUUGCUGAAUGGGGAGAUCGCUCAAUGCUUGCGACGAUUGCGCUCGGGGCUGCUCAGUCUCCUUGGGGUGUGGCAAGUGGAGCCAUUGCUGGUCACCUACUUGCAACCUCUAUUGCCAUUCUUGGAGGAGCAUUCCUUGCUAAUUACAUUUCUGAAAAACUGGUUGGCUACUUGGGUGGAGGGCUGUUUUUAAUUUUUGCUAUAGCCACCUUUUUUGGGGUAUUCUGAUUUAUUGUUGCCUGGCCCUACUCCUUUUUGUGUGCAAAAUAUCACUGAUGGAGAUAAAAGGAAGGGCACAUAUGCUCAAACACAUAACGAAUGCCAGAGUAAAGAGAAGAAUUAAUGAUUCAACUCUGUUGAAGAUUUCCUUGAGUAGACAUUAGGAGCAAAUUGCACACAUGGUUUGAGAAUAAGAAGGCUUGAAAUCUGCCAUUGGAGUUAGGAUAUGAAGAGAAACUAGCAUCUUUCUCUUGAGAUUUACUUUUGUAAUGUGUGCUUAUUGUAUUAAUAAAACUACAUUUAAAGAAGCUGAUCUAUCAAACAACUCAGCCGUUGUUAGAAAUGUAAGUAUGGAAACUUCUCAACUUCAAGCAACUUUACUUCAAUGACUUGUUCCACAAUUUGUAGCCAGAUGCUAUAUCUACAAUAUUAAUGGUGUCU